AUGGUAUUGCUCAGCUUUAGGCCAGGGAGAGAUCCUGCUCAGCUUGCUGGUGUUGGCAACGGCGGCGCCCGCGGGUGUCGCUUACUUCUUGGAGGCGUGGCCAAGGCCUCCAGUUGCUUGGGCAAGAAUUUUCUUGUCAAAUAUUCGUUCGCCAAGGUUUCAACACAUGAUGGUUUUGAAGAAGCCAUCCAAUCCAUUGAUCUUUCCGAAGGAACGGUCAAUAUCACAUGGACGUUGGAGCGCCGGUCGCGGCGCACUGAUGGAUAUCGUGGAGACCCUCAGCAAGUAUGUUUUCCUUCUAGACGUCCUCGAGCUCUCCAAGUGACUCUGACAGGGGACAACGUGCUGGUGAUGAAGAGCACCAACGGGAAGAGAAAGUGGGAGGAAGAGGAGGGUGACUGCUGCUACAUCUGGCUGGAGCUCCGCGCGUCACCAAGGUUGUUCGUGCGCAAGUUCCGGCUGCCAAAGUACGCGGACGCGGGUGCCGUGGUCGCGCGCUGCGAGAACGAUGUGCUCACCGUCACCGUCAAGAAGCAGCAGCCACCAGAGAAGAAGAUCAAGUCCGUCCAGGUCGCCAUCGCCUGA
This is a messenger RNA of Triticum aestivum (bread wheat), 585 nucleotides long. RefSeq lists its product as uncharacterized. The transcript is spliced from 5 exons. Lineage: Eukaryota; Viridiplantae; Streptophyta; Magnoliopsida; Poales; Poaceae. Bases 1 to 585 code for a protein of 194 amino acids. The record is from RefSeq and is a predicted model, not a curated record.